This is a messenger RNA of Tremella mesenterica DSM 1558, 2891 nucleotides long. RefSeq lists its product as uncharacterized. Gene Ontology annotation, biological process: regulation of fungal-type cell wall biogenesis. Lineage: Eukaryota; Fungi; Basidiomycota; Tremellomycetes; Tremellales; Tremellaceae. The transcript is spliced from 5 exons. Gene Ontology annotation, cellular component: mating projection tip. Bases 309 to 2744 code for a protein of 811 amino acids. The record is from RefSeq and is a predicted model, not a curated record.
GGCAUCACAUAAUCUUCUCAACUCCACCCUCAUCUCACUUGCAUGCUCACGUGUAUAUCGUGAGCAAGUCACGCAUAAUCUUCUCCGUCGACGCGCAGUCGUAGAAUACGUGCUCACCUCGCCCCUUCACUCCCUGAACCCUGCUGGCUGCUGGCCUCGUUCAAACACCUCACGCCCUUGGUCUCCUCUAUUUCUUUCUCUUUCUUAGCUCUCAGAUCAACCAUUACUCUCAUUGACCACUUUAUCCUCACUCCACUUGUAUCACCCAGACAUCCUUUACAUCCUUCUCUCUCCGCAGUUUCUUCAACAUGCCCCUCUUGCAAUCUCUCACAAAUUUCUUCUCCUCGCCCAACGCUUCUAAUUCCCGACACGGUCAUAACUCUAGACGAUCAGUGGUGAACUCUACAUUCGACGCUUUCAGUUUGCCUACCACUCAGAACGUGGGUGGAGGGUUUGGUCAGAGUAUGGACCGAGGAAUGCAAGGCCUGGAUAGUCCAUCUUCUGGACCAAGCAGACGGGAUAGCUACGUUGUGUAUCCUCCAAAAUCUGAAGCCUCUCGACACGCCCUUGCGUAUUUUCCACCCCUCUCACAUACCUUCCACAGAUUACGCAAUGCCCUCGCCGACUCUUUCCCCGAGUUACUGGAAACUCUCAAUCCCCCUGUAGAUCCAUCUCUAUUGGCGACAUUUGAAGCUGAACUUGGCUCCCCACUUCCUCCCCCUGUCCGCGAUUGUUAUCUCAUAGCCGAUGGUCAGGGUCUCGAAGCGACUGGAAAUAUCUCAGGGUCAGGUGGACUUUUCUUCGGUCUUCAACUGUUACCCCUGGAAGAGGUGAUGAGAGAAUGGGCGUUCUGGCGUGCGGCAGAACAUGAUCCAUCAGCGGGACAAAACCUCGCUGUACUAGCCACCAUGGCUAGUAUACCCCCGAAUUGGAUCAAACCUCUCUAUGCUUGUAGAGGAUGGUUACCUCUUCUCACUGAUCGAACGGGAAAUUAUGUGGGUGUAGAUCUCGAUCCUGGACCGGAUGGUGCAUGGGGACAAGUGAUUGUCUUUGGAAGAGACUUUGAUCGAAAAUGUGUCUUAUGGCGCGGGGAGGGAGAAGGAGGGUGGGGGAAAUGGAUGGCAGCUUUUGUCGAUGAGUUGGAAAGUGGGGAAGGGUGGGAAGCUGACAAGUCGAAUUCUUCAGAUGAGGAGGAAGAAGUAGGUUAUGGGAGUUAUAAUGGUGGUGCUAGCUACGGUGAAGCUGGAAGGGGUUUGAGACUUGCUGGUGAGUAUAGAGGAUGGAGUGUUUUAGAAGCUUGGUGGGAUCGUAGUGUUCGUAAAUGGGAAGAAUCGGGGCUCGGGAUGGACGUCGAAGCUAUCGAAAGAGGUUUGGAGGAAGCAAGAAAGCUUGCAGGGGUGGAUGAGAAAGGUAAAGGAAAACAAACUGCUGUAGGUAUUCGAGCUGGGGAAAGUUCAGCUCAAGUGGAAAUACCAGUCAUUGGAUCUCCUCAAGCUCCUCCCGCACCAUCGACGCCGGUCCCAGGUGACUCUGACGUUCUCUUACCACCUUCAUCCCCUGACACCGCUCCUGUUCCGAAAAUUCGAUACGCCGCACCAUCCCCUGUCCGAGUCAUUACACCCAUAGCUUCCACCUCUGAUCAUCCUCUCAAAGCCCCUCCUAUCAAUCCUCAGGGCUACCUUUCACCCCCAUCCCGCUCACCACCACGUCACCAACCUCAACGUCGAUCCACCUUACCUCCCACUCCUACCCCGUUGGACUUGCCCACUCGAGCGGAUAUGCAGGCCAUGCAGGCUAUUGCUACGGUCGAAGCCAACAAUCUACGAGGUGGUUGGGUGAUGAACCUUGAAACGUCGGCUGCUGCUAGACGAUAUCGUAAUUCCAGUGAUUCAGAAAUGGUCGAUAUCGAUCUUGAAGGUGGUAGAGGAGAGAAAUUCGGUUCACCUAUCAUUACUACAGAUGUGGAACUGGUGGCUCAAAGAGAGGAAGAGAAAUUAUCCAUGGCAAAUAUAGACAAUCGUCGUUCCCCAAGAUCUUCACCUCAACUUAUUCAAUCACGUACACCAUCACCACUUUCUAGAGAUCCUUCAUUAGAAUUACCUACAGAACAAACUCCUCGAGCUACAUAUCGACAAGAUGCAAUAAACAUACCUCCAAGCGUUUUAGCUGCCACAUCAGCACUUCGUCGUCCACCACCCAUAGUAAAUCAUUCCGAUUCCAUUCGACGUGAAUCAGACGAAAGACAUCGAGUGAUUCGAAAUCCUAAUUCUCGUAGGGAGAGAGAAUCAAGUGUUUUAUCCACAGAUUCUAACGAUGGUCUGUUAGAUCGUGAUAGAUCUUUCUCACAAGAUUCUCAUAUGGAUACUCCUCCAAUCAUCUCAUCUCCUAUCACGAGUCCAAGGAUGGGAGGAUUAUCACUUUCAAGUCCAACCAUUCAUGUAACUCCUCCACCUUCUGCACCCACAUCACCUCCAAGACAAAGUAUGAGAUUAGUGGGUAGUAAUGUUAAACCCACUCCUAUGGGUAUAGAAGAUGGUAUGGUGGAAGUUAGUUUAGAACCUUCAACAUCAGAUAUGACCAUUGUACCUGAUAGACGGGGGAUGGAAAAGGAAGAAGUUUUAUCACCAAUCUCUGCGAGAUCUAGUAUGUCAAAUGGAACUUCGUCUACUGUGGGAAGAGGAGUGAGGGAUAAAGAGAUGGGGGCUGUGGCGAGGGCGAAAGCUAAGUUGGGAGUUGCGGGAUGAGAGCGAGUACGAGUAGAAGAAGAGGGUGAGAGGUUGCAGGAUCUGGAGAGACAUGUGACAUGACGAGAAUUGCAUAUGAGCAUGUUGGAAGAUGAUUUUGUAUGAUCAUUUCAUUCCUUUCAUCGUUGAAUGACGUUUGUAAAGGUC